Trachymyrmex septentrionalis is the source of this 615-nucleotide messenger RNA. RefSeq lists its product as uncharacterized. Lineage: Eukaryota; Metazoa; Arthropoda; Insecta; Hymenoptera; Formicidae. The coding region runs from base 1 to 615 and encodes 204 amino acids. Gene Ontology annotation, cellular component: membrane. Gene Ontology annotation, biological process: sensory perception of taste. The record is from RefSeq and is a predicted model, not a curated record. The transcript has 5 exons.
AUGACAGAUUAUGACAAGCUACGCAGAAAAGUAAUAUGGUAUGCCUUAGGAUGGAUCGCCAUAGUUAUAUUAACAACAUACUGCUCAGGUUCAAUAUUGAAAGACGAAUAUAACGGAGUUAUGACAUCAACUAUACACCUUUACUUAGAGUUACGCAAAAUAACUCGUGAAAUAGACUCAAUAUUUGGAAUCCAAAUAACUAUCAAAAUGGCAUGCUAUUUUGGUUGGAUAGCGUUUGACUUGCGCGAACUUCUCUACCCAAUACUUACCAAAAAUUAUGUCAAAGCUAAAGUAAUGUCCAUCAUGCUUCACACGUUCUACAUGUUUAAUCAUAUGUUCAAAUUUCUGCUCAUUAAUUAUAUGUGUGAAACAGUCACCACCAAGGCGAAAGCAACAGCAGAUAUAUUAAAUAGGUUAUCAUAUGUUACUUGUGAUAUCGAAAUUCGGGGAAUCAUUUCACAAUUUUCAUUACGAAUAGUUCAUGCCCCACUUAGAUUCUAUGGAAUUGGACUUUUCCAAUUUGGUUUUAAAUUUCUUCACGGAUUCAUUGCAUCUGUAGCAACCGUUGUAGUUAUAAUACUACAAGCAGAAGUAAAUAAGCAAAAAUUUAUAUGA